AAAAGUGAAUAAUACUCUGUACUGUAGUGAAAUUUCAGAACUUAUUGUUAAGUCUCUGCGUGAUUGUUAAUAUUAAUUACUUUUGAUUUGUCUAGGCGCUUUGUUUCUUAUUCACGAACUAUUUCUCAUUUUCGUGGGAUUGACGGGUCAGGAUUUGUUGAAUAUGUUACGUCAGCGUGUUCCCUCGUGCACACGCCAGACCAGGACCGCUGCAGCAGCACGUGAGCGCAGUCGCAGCCAACCCGCAUCCUCCCGCGUCUUCAAACAGCCUGCCCGUCGCCCCAAACCCCAGCCGGUGUGGAACGAUAAUCAGACCGAUCUGGACGCCUACCGUGCCACAACGGCCGAGAGGAAACAGCGCCACAUUAGUCGCACAUCUAAGAAUCUCGGAGCGGCCCGCGUCGAACUCCAGGAACAAAAGAUUCGUAACGAAUUGCGACGUGAAGGGGAAAGCAAAAAACUGCAAAAGCAUGGCGCGAUCGUGAAGGAAGUCAGCGUCAGCAUGGUGGAGAUUGUGCAUCUACUGGAUGAGACAGAUCGGGUGCUGCGGGAAGCCCAGCAUCUGCUGAAACAACACAAAGCCGGAGCGGUUCUCGAUCUCGACGGACACGUGAUAAGGGGUGAACCGGUGGAAAAGCGCUAGUUUUCCUCAUGGGUGCCGCUUCGAAAACUGAUAUGAACGCUUGGAAAACGGCCGGGAAUCGUUGGGAUUAAAUUUUACAUUUGGAAUAUCAUAUACAAGAAACAGCCUCGGCUUCGCCUCCGCGUUUCUUGGGUUCUAAACUCCUUGGCCGGUUUACGGAUUGUUAACUUAGAACGGAUAAAUCUGAAGAGCCCGAUAACAAAAAUUUUGUAAAACAAUGGAUGUUUUGGUUUCAUGCAGUCGAACGCAAUUACUUUGACUUUACAGAUCAUUUUUGUUAAAUUUUCUUAGCGAAAACCCAUCCGAAUCAAAUCACCCACGAGAGUAUCACAUUACAA
Molecule: messenger RNA, 981 nt
Organism: Paramacrobiotus metropolitanus
Lineage: Eukaryota; Metazoa; Tardigrada; Eutardigrada; Parachela; Macrobiotidae
Exons: 3
Coding region: 164-643 (159 amino acids)
Biological process (GO): mitotic spindle assembly
Source: RefSeq, a predicted model, not a curated record